AAAUACUAAAAAAAAAAAAAAAGCCGAGUCGUAUAGAGAGAGAAUUAUAAAAUCAGACCCCCAAAUAGGAAACUUUUUUCCGGUAAUUCGAACGGAAAAGCGAAAUUCAAGACCUAUUUUGGAUUCUUACAGCUCUCAGAAAAAUUUGCUGUCCGAUUCAGUAUAGGUGUAUAGUGAAUUGGAUUUUGAUUGAUUUGGCAAUCUAUAGAAUUGGAUUUGGAUUUGUUGUGUUAGAAGAAGGAUAUUUAUACUGAUUCAGUACGUCAACAUUGGGGAUCUCGGAUUGAUGAAGAGGUGAGACAGUGAUUAGGAGUUGUUACCUUGGAGGAGGAAUUUUUAAGUUGUGAAGGCCUGAAGAGUCGGGGAGUACAGUGAAUGAAAGGGUUUUUAGAAGGAAGAAAGAGAUGAUUGUUGCUGUUAUUUUGUGGUUUGAGGAACAAUGACUGGGUGGUCAUUGGGCCUUCGUACAGUAAGCGAUGGGUCUUUGCAGCAAUUGGCACAGAAUGGAGUUCUGUACUCUCACAGUAAUUCGUUUGUCUCGCGUAAAGGUUCAAAGAUAUCACUCUCUACUUACAGAGAGAAGGAAAAGUUUCUUCCCUCUAUUUUCAGGUUUUUGGUGCGAAAACAGGUUGGAAUGCUGAUUUUAGCUGCGAUUGCACUUUUGGCUUUUCUUACAGCAUUUUGGAUGGUUAAUAAAGAGGACGCAUCAAGGAGUUCUGAAUUGGACUUCAAGGAGUGGUUUGAAAACAGCACAUACCAUCUAUCUGCAUUAUUGCCUGGGAAGGUUAUGGUAUGCGGUGAGCAUAAUGCCCAGCUUCCUCCACCCCAUGCUUUGUCUAUGAUACAGACUAAAGAUUCCACUGCUUUUCCCAAUCCUUGUCGAAAUUUUGCAUUUCCUCCUCCUCCACCUGGUGAUAGGAGGCGAAUUGGGCCUCGACCAUGUCCUGUAUGCUACGUUCCUGUGGAGCAAGCAAUAGCGCGUAUGCCUAGAGUCCCGUCAGUGUCACCCGGGCUUCAGCAUUUAACUUAUUUCCACGAGCAAAUUCCCAUGAAGACUGAACCUCAUAGGGGUUCUGCAUUUGGUGGGUACCCUUCUUUGGCGGAGAGGAAUGCUUCGUUUGACAUAAAAGAGUCAAUGACUGUGCAUUGUGGAUUUGUCCAAGGUUGUAGACCUGGUGAUAGAACAGGGUUUGACAUCGACGCGGCGGAUCUAAAGGAGAUGGAGCAAUUCCAUGAUGUCAUUGUGGCAUCAGCCAUAUUUGGAAAUUAUGACGUGAUUCAACAGCCAAAGAACUGGGGUAAAACUACACGAGAAAAAGUUCCCUUUUAUAUGUUUGUUGAUGAAGAAACAGAAGCAUCCUUGAAGAACUCUAGCCUCUUGGAUAGCAGAAAUAGGGUUGGUUUAUGGAGGAUUAUUCUUGUUCGCAAUGUGCCUUAUUCUGAUGCGAGACGCAAUGGGAAGGUACCUAAGCUCCUACUGCAUAGGCUCUUUCCUAAUGUCCGCUAUUCUAUUUGGAUAGAUGGAAAGCUUCAGCUCAUUGUGGAUCCCUACCAGAUUCUCGAGAGAUUCUUGUGGCGCCAUAAUGCUACUUUUGCUAUUUCAAGACAUUAUAGACGUUUUGACGUCUUUGAAGAAGCUGAAGCUAAUAAAGCUGCAGGGAAGUAUGAUAAUGUAUCCAUUGACCACCAAAUUGAUUUCUACAAGAAAGAAGGUUUAACUGCAUAUUCAGAGGCUAAGCUUCCUAUUACCAGUGAUGUUCCCGAAGGAUGUGUUAUUAUAAAGGAGCAUAUUCCCAUCACAAAUCUGUUCACCUGUCUGUGGUUCAAUGAAGUUGACCGUUUUACCUCUAGGGACCAACUGAGCUUUUCCACUGUCAGGGACAAAUUGAUGGCAAAAGUUAGCUGGAACGUCAACAUGUUUUUGGAUUGUGAGAGGCGAAAUUUCGUGAUACAGGCAUACCACAGAGAUUUACUGGAGCAAAGGGCUCACAUGACAGUUGUGAGAAGUCGUGCACAUCCUCCACCGGCUUUGGUUCGUGAUAGUUCUUCUAGUAAACCUCCAGUAAGGAGACCUCCAAAGCGCGGAAAAGGUGAAAGGAAGUCUAACUCAAGGCGACAUCGUAAAGGUGGGUCUGGGAGUAAGGGAAGCAGUACUACAUUUUGAUUUUCUUGCCUUUCAUUUUUUGGGAAGCAAAAAGAGAAGAAUCUAUUUAUACAAACCUGUUUUUGUUCCUCACUAUUGAACAAAAAGGUUAGGACAAUUUUGAUAGGUACUUGUCCGAUGUGAGAAGAAAGAAAUUAGUUUUUGCUUUUGAGGUUGUGAAUAUCAAUUCAAUUAACAUUGUAGAUAUCACUAAUUUUUAAAUAAUAGGUUGGUCAUUUCUUGUUUUGUAGAUUUUA
Messenger RNA from Solanum pennellii, 2400 nucleotides. RefSeq lists its product as uncharacterized. Lineage: Eukaryota; Viridiplantae; Streptophyta; Magnoliopsida; Solanales; Solanaceae. Bases 440 to 2164 code for a protein of 574 amino acids. The record is from RefSeq and is a predicted model, not a curated record. The transcript has 10 exons.